This is a messenger RNA of Nipponia nippon (crested ibis), 5507 nucleotides long. Lineage: Eukaryota; Metazoa; Chordata; Aves; Pelecaniformes; Threskiornithidae. The record is from RefSeq and is a predicted model, not a curated record.
AUGGAGCCCAGUAUGGAGUACUGCUUAGCGCAGGUGCUGCAGAAGGAUGUUGGAAAGAGACUUCAGGUUGGCCAGGAAUUGAUAGACUACUUCUCAGACAAACAGAAGUCAGCUGAUCUUGAACAUGAUCAGACUAUGCUGGAUAAAAUGGUUGAUGGACUGGCCACUUCUUGGGUAAAUUCCAGCAAUUAUAAGGUGGUUCUCCUGGGGAUUGACAUCCUUUCCGCGCUAGUGUCCCGCUUGCAAGAUCGCUUCAAGGCUCAGAUUGGCACGGUGCUGCCAAGUUUACUUGAUAGGCUGGGAGACUCUAAGGACUCGGUGAGGGAGCAGGAUCAGACCUUGCUGCUAAAAAUCAUGGAACAAGCUGCUAACCCUCAGUACGUGUGGGACAGGAUGCUAGGAGGAUUCAAACACAAGAAUUUCCGGACAAGAGAAGGGAUUUGCCUCUGCCUUAUUGCAACACUCAAUGCAUCUGGAGCUCAGAGUUUAACACUGAGUAAGAUAGUGCCACAUAUAUGUAACUUACUUGGAGAUCCAAACAGCCAGGUUCGAGAUGCAGCAAUAAACAGCCUUGUGGAAAUUUACAGGCAUGUUGGUGAACGCGUAAGGGCUGAUCUCAGUAAAAAAGGAUUACCCCAGUCUCGGUUGAAUGUAAUUUUUACAAAAUUCGAUGAGGUCCAAAAAUCUGGAAACAUGAUCCAGAGUUCAGGUGAUAAAAUUUUUGAUGAUGAAGACUCCGUGGAUGGGAACAGACCUUCCUCAGCUAGCUCCUCUACAUCUUCAAAGGCCCCUGCAAACUCGCGCAGAGUUGGGAUGGGGACUACCCGCAGACUUGGGUCUGCAGCUCUGGGCUCCAAGUCUUCAACAGCCAAAGAGGGAGCAGGUGCUGUGGAUGAAGAAGACUUCAUUAAGGCAUUUGAAGAUGUCCCAACGGUUCAGAUUUAUUCUAGCCGGGAUCUUGAGGAAUCCAUAAACAAAAUAAGAGAGAUACUAUCAGAUGAUAAGCACGACUGGGAACAGAGAGUUUCUGCGUUGAAAAAGAUCCGCUCCUUACUCUUGGCUGGAGCUGCAGAAUAUGAUAACUUCUUCCAACAUUUAAGACUUUUGGAUGGAGCGUUUAAAUUAUCUGCUAAAGACCUGCGGUCUCAAGUAGUACGAGAGGCUUGUAUCACGUUGGGACAUUUGUCAUCAGUUCUGGGAAACAAGUUUGACCAUGGGGCAGAAGCCAUCAUGCCAACAAUUUUUAAUCUAAUUCCGAAUAGUGCCAAAGUCAUGGCCACUUCUGGUGUCGUAGCAGUUAGAUUAAUCAUUCGACAUACGCACAUCCCUCGAUUAAUACCCAUCAUAACCAGUAAUUGUACCUCCAAAUCUGUUGCAGUUAGAAGGCGCUGUUUCGAAUUUUUAGACUUGCUGUUGCAGGAGUGGCAAACACACUCCCUAGAAAGACACAUAUCAGUGUUAGCUGAAACAAUAAAGAAGGGAAUUCAUGAUGCAGACUCUGAAGCCAGGAUAGAGGCAAGAAAGUGUUACUGGGGUUUCCACAGUCACUUCAGCAGAGAGGCAGAGCAUUUGUACCACACCUUGGAGUCUUCCUACCAGAAGGCCCUGCAGUCGCAUUUGAAGAACUCUGACAGCAUCGUGUCCUUGCCACAGUCAGAUCGCUCCUCCUCCAGCUCCCAGGAGAGUCUCAACCGUCCAUUGUCUGCCAAAAGAAGUCCUACUGGAAGUACUACAUCUAGAGCAUCUACAGUAAGUACAAAAUCUGUGUCAACACCAGGAUCUCUGCAGCGAUCCCGCAGUGACGUCGAUGUGAAUGCAGCAGCUAGUGCCAAGUCAAAAGUGACGUCUUCUGGAGCAUCCACCCCCUUCAGUUCUGCUGCAGCAUUGCCCCCAGGCUCAUACGCAUCACUAGGUCGGAUUCGUACAAGGAGACAGAGCUCUGGCAGUGCCACAAGCGUCACCUCAACGCCUGCUGAUACCCGAGGCCGCAGCCGGGCUAAAGUAGUUUCUCAGUCCCAGCGAUCCAGAUCAGCUAAUCCUGCUGGUGCUGGUAGCCGGUCUAGUUCUCCGGGUAAGCUGUUAGGAAGCGCCUAUGGUGGCCUGAGCGGCGGAACGUCCAGAGUCCAGCCGGUGCCAUCAUCUUCAGAGAAGCGCAGCAAGAUCCCUCGGAGCCAGGGAUGCAGUCGAGAGACAAGUCCCAACAGAAUAGGACUAGCACGGAGCAGUCGUAUCCCCCGACCCAGCAUGAGUCAGGGGUGCAGCCGUGAUACCAGCCGUGAGAGCAGUCGAGAUACAAGCCCUGCUCGGGGCUUUCCUCCACUUGACCGGUUUGGACUCGGACAGCCAGGCAGGAUGCCUGCUUCUGUGAAUGCCAUGCGAGUCCUGAGCACAAGCACAGAUCUGGAGGCUGCUGUGGCCGAUGCACUGAAAAAGCCAGUGAGAAGAAGAUAUGAGCCCUAUGGGAUGUACUCUGAUGAUGAUGCUAACAGCGAUGCAUCAAGUGCAUGUUCGGAGCGCUCCUAUGGUUCCAGGAAUGGGGGCAUUCCACACUACCUGCGACAGACUGAAGAUGUGGCCGAGGUCCUGAACCACUGUGCCAGCUCCAACUGGUCUGAAAGGAAAGAGGGGCUCAUAGGUCUUCAGAACUUACUGAAAAGCCAGCGGACUCUGAGCCGAGUCGAGUUAAAAAGGCUAUGUGAAAUAUUUACUCGCAUGUUUGCUGACCCUCACAGCAAGAGAGUCUUCAGCAUGUUCCUGGAAACCCUGGUUGAUUUCAUCAUCAUUCAUAAAGAUGACUUGCAGGAUUGGCUUUUUGUUCUCCUGACCCAGUUGCUAAAGAAAAUGGGAGCAGAUUUGCUGGGGUCUGUGCAGGCGAAAGUUCAAAAAGCUCUGGAUGUCACCAGGGAUUCUUUUCCAUUUGAUCAACAAUUUAACAUUUUGAUGAGAUUUAUUGUAGAUCAGACCCAAACACCAAACCUGAAGGUGAAAGUUGCUAUCCUGAAGUAUAUUGAGUCCUUGGCAAGACAGAUGGAUCCCACAGACUUUGUGAACUCCAGUGAGACAAGACUUGCUGUGUCUAGAAUUAUAACUUGGACAACAGAACCAAAGAGCUCAGAUGUGAGAAAGGCAGCACAAAUAGUCCUGAUUUCUCUCUUUGAAUUGAAUACUCCCGAGUUUACCAUGUUACUUGGUGCCUUGCCAAAAACAUUCCAGGAUGGUGCUACCAAGCUUCUGCACAACCACCUCAAGAACUCCAGUAACACCAGUGUGGGUUCCCCCAGCAAUACCCUUGGUCGGACUCCUUCCCGGCACUCCAGCAGCAGAACCAGCCCCUUAACUUCACCUACCAACUGUUCCCAUGGUGGACUGUCUCCAAGUCGGUUCUGGGGUUGGAGUGCAGAUGGGCUGUCGAAGCACCCCCCUCCCCUUUCUCAGCCUAACUCCAUCCCCACUGCUCCUUCCCACAAGACUUUCAGACGCUCUUACUCUCCCAGUAUGCUGGAUUAUGACACGGAGAACCUAAAUUCUGAUGAAAUCUACAGCUCUCUUCGUGGAGUCACAGAAGCGAUUGAAAAAUUUAGUUUCCGUAGUCAAGAGGACCUGAAUGAGCCAAUCAAACGUGAUGGAAAGAAAGACUGUGACAUUGUGUCUCGAGAUGGUGGCCUCGCUGUGCCUACCAGUGAUGUCCGUGGAAGCAGUGACAUUGUGGAAGGCGGAAGGAUGGCUCUAGAUAACAAAACCUCCCUACUUAACACCCAGCCUCCCCGCUCCUUUUCAGGGCCACGUGCUCGAGAAUAUAACCCCUAUCCUUAUGCCGACACAAUUAACACUUAUGACAAGACCGCCCUGAAGGAAGCAGUGUUCGAUGAUGACAUGGAUCAGCUUCGGGAUGUACCCAUCGACCAUUCAGAUUUGGUGGCUGAUCUUCUGAAAGAGCUCUCCAACCACAAUGAGCGGGUGGAGGAGCGGAAAGGAGCUCUCCUGGAACUGCUAAAGAUCACAAGGGAAGAUAAUCUCGGAGUUUGGGAGGAACAUUUCAAAACCAUUCUGCUCUUGCUGCUGGAAACGCUUGGAGACAAAGAUCAUUCAAUAAGAGCCCUGGCGCUGCGAGUCCUGAGAGAGAUCUUACGGAACCAGCCAGCAAGGUUUAAGAACUAUGCCGAGUUGACCAUCAUGAAAACACUGGAAGCACAUAAGGAUUCCCACAAGGAGGUUGUCAGAGCUGCAGAAGAAGCUGCUUCCACCCUGGCGAGUUCCAUCCACCCUGAGCAAUGCAUCAAGGUGCUUUGCCCCAUCAUUCAGACUGCAGAUUAUCCAAUUAACUUAGCUGCCAUCAAAAUGCAGACGAAAGUCAUCGAGAGGAUUUCCAAGGAAUCGUUGCAUCAGCUCCUUCCCGAUAUCAUUCCUGGGUUGUUACAGGGUUAUGAUAAUACAGAGAGCAGUGUCCGUAAAGCUAGCGUGUUUUGCCUAGUGGCAAUUUAUUCAGUAAUUGGAGAAGAACUGAAACCUCAUCUCGCACAACUCACAGGAAGCAAGAUGAAGCUACUAAACUUGUACAUAAAGAGGGCCCAGACCACCAACAGCAACAGCAGUUCCUCUUCAGAUGUUUCAACGCACAGUUAAUGGAGAUAUGUGGACAUAUGUGUAGACUUAGAAGCAAUCAACGGUGCCUCUCAGAGACCUUUCUGCUACUCUUCACUGGCGCGCUCCAUCAGCUCAAGGAGGCCAUGCAGAUAUUUAUUGCAAUCAGUAUUUUAGUCCCUUAAAAGCUUUUAUGUAGAAUUUUACUGGUAUUGAAUGUAAAGGAAGCAAGGUCUGUGUUGCAGUCUUCAUUAAAAGUGAACAACAGAAAGCCAUACUUAAACAUAUUUGUAUAGCCUGCUGAAAUCUCGGAAAUAUGUUUAGGUUAGUGUUCCAGAACAGUCCAAGAACGUGGACACGCAUAAAGGUCAAACAAAUCUUGUUGGCUUAGUUCAUACCCAGUUUUGGUUUCUAUGUGCUAGUUACCCGCUCUCUCCCCGUGGCCGCAGCCAUUCUGGCUAGGUUCUCCUCUUCUUACAAGUCUUGUGGUCCUGUUUUGUACUCCCUGUUGCAGCUUGCCUAACAUGCAGGGCUCUCCGUGGGGAGAUCUUUGCAGAUGUGGCUGUGAUUCCAGCCUCAGAUGCUUUAAUACUGAGAGAUAUCAAGUGAGUAAUGAAAAAGUAGGUUCUUUUUAAACAUCUGAGAUUUUGUACAUAGUUCUUCUGACAGACCUCCGAUGGGCUGAUUUCUCUGUAACUGCUCUCCAGCCAGCUGUGCUGUGCAGAACAGCUGGGCUCUUGCUCCUUUCAUUGACUGUGUAAAUAUUUCCCCCCUCCCAAUCCAUUCGGCUCUUUCAUAUACUCAAAAGACUCUCCAGAUUACUUGUUAUUCCCCAAAGGGAACCUGAGACCCAGUUCUGGGAGUGAUGCCUGCGAUGGGACACCAGAAUGAGGUGGGUGGGUGUUGGGUUAGGCUCUGAGUGCAUC